UAUACUGUAAUGUCCACGCGCUCCUGCUUUGAUUUAUUUACAGAACCGAGCCGAGCGUUCACAGUUCAGAUAUUAAAGAUGGAGAAAAUGAACAAAGGUACAGUGGUCCUGGCGUACAGCGGAGGUCUCGACACGUCCUGCAUCCUGGUUUGGCUCAAGGAACAAGGCUAUGAUGUCAUCGCCUACCUGGCUAAUAUUGGACAGGAGGAAGACUUUGAAGCAGCCAGAAAGAAAGCAGAGACUCUUGGAGCGAAGAAGGUGUUCAUCGAGGACCUCCGUGCUGAAUUUGUAGAAGAGUUUAUCUGGACCUCGGUGCAGGCCAGCGCCAUCUAUGAGGACCGGUACCUACUGGGGACCUCCAUCGCCCGACCCUGCAUCGCCCGGCGCCAGGUGCAGAUCGCCCGCCAGGAGGGGGCGCAAUACGUCUCUCAUGGAGCCACUGGGAAGGGCAACGAUCAAGUUCGGUUUGAGUUGACGUGCUACGCGCUGUACCCUGAAGUCAAGAUCAUCGCCCCUUGGAGGAUCCCAGAAUUUUACAACCGUUUCCAGGGCCGGAAGGACCUCAUGGAGUACGCCAAGAAACAUGGCAUUUCUGUCCCGGUUACUCCGAAAGCCCCGUGGAGCAUGGACGCCAACCUCAUGCACAUCAGCUACGAGUCUGGAAUCCUGGAGAACCCCAAGAGUCAUGCUCCUUCUGACCUCUAUCUGAUGACCAAGAACCCCGAAGACUCGCCAGCUACACCAGACAAGCUGGAGAUAGAGUUUAGCAAAGGUGUACCGGUCAAGGUGAGCCACCUAAAAGAAGGAACGUCCAAAGACACGCCGCUUGAGAUCUUCACCUAUCUCAAUGAAGUAGGAGGAAAGCAUGGAGUCGGCCGAAUCGACAUCGUGGAAAACCGCUUUGUCGGAAUGAAGUCCAGAGGUAUUUACGAGACCCCUGGAGGAACCAUUCUGCAUCAUGCUCACCUGGACAUCGAGGCUUUCACCAUGGACAGGGAGGUCAGGCGCAUCAAGCAAGGGCUGGGCGUCAAGUUCUCUGAGCUUUUGUAUAAUGGAUUUUGGUACAGCCCGGAGUGUGAGUUUGUGCGGCAUUGCAUUGCCAAGUCUCAGGAAAACGUAGAGGGCAAAGUGCAGCUGUCUGUGUUCAAAGGCCAAGUCUACAUCCUGGGCCGGGAAUCACCUAAGUCUCUGUAUAACGAGGAGCUUGUCAGCAUGGAUGUUCAGGGAGACUACGAUCCUUCAGAUGCAUCCGGCUUCAUCAAGAUCAAUGCAGUGAGGCUUCGAGAAAAUCACAGGUUGCAGGGACAAAGCCAGUUGAAGCAGUGACACUUGGCCAUAUGAAUUAUGAAGUCAAUCUCCCCGGUUCAUCUUGCACUAUCUGGGAUAGGCUUUUUUUUUUAAAUGCUCAGUUUUUGCUCUUUCUAUGGUUUUCAGCUUUCUCUUUCUGCAUCGUGUAUCGUUGUAUUGUGUAAAGCGAUAUGAACCAGCACCCAAAAUACUUUCCAGGCAGGCCAACGUAUAUAUAUAUAUAUAUAUAUAUGUUAGGCCAUUUUACUUUAUAAAUUACAGACGUGGCCCAUUCGCACGGGAUUAAGGUCACAGACAACCCCUGCAAUUAUUACAAAUGACUAGAGGUCCCCAGACAACACUAAUCAGGUGCGAAUAGGGCUUUAGAUUACUUAAUAUUGUCAUUUUUUUACUGUGGCCAUCUGUGAACGUUUUUUAAAACCUCUGUAACCAUUUACACCAUUUUGUUUUUGUCUGUUUUUGACACAAGUGCAAAGUCUUUAUAAUCAUUAGUCCUCUAUUGUUAAUCGGAAAACGUAGUCUAGUCUAUGCUAAAGGUAUAACAAUGAAAUAAGACGUAAGGCUCAUAAAAGAGGAGAUACGGUUCACAUUUUAAGACAUUGUAUUGAUUUUUUUUUCAAAAUCAAUUAAUAAACACCACUUUUACAAUAUAGAGCACUUUGCUUAAACUAAGCUCUUCCUGAAAGCAACACGCCAACACUGUGCCAUCUGAAGUAAAUUUUAAUUAUGAGUUGUUUGUUAAGACCAAACCUUUGAACUUUUUGCCUAUAUAGAUUAUCAGCAUGUUUGGCAAAUUGAUAAGUUGAUAAUUGAUAAGUUAAAGAAUUUCCAAUUAGUACCUGGCUGCCUCUGCCACGAGUUCCUUGACGAAAGGCUUGAUGUUACUACCGGACUACUGAUCUGAAGAUUCCAGGUUCAAAACCCAACACAACCCCAGUUGCUCCUCCUGGGCCCUUGAUUAUGGAUCAUAACCCUCAAAUGCAGUAAAUGUAAAUGUUGAAUUAACACCCAGCAUUGGUUAUAUGAGUGCAGUUGGACUGAAAUAAACACUGA
Molecule: messenger RNA, 2361 nt
Organism: Clarias gariepinus (North African catfish)
Lineage: Eukaryota; Metazoa; Chordata; Actinopteri; Siluriformes; Clariidae
Gene: ass1
Product: argininosuccinate synthase 1
Exons: 15
Coding region: 10-1326 (438 amino acids)
Biological process (GO): urea cycle; L-arginine biosynthetic process
Cellular component (GO): cytoplasm
Molecular function (GO): ATP binding; argininosuccinate synthase activity
Source: RefSeq, a predicted model, not a curated record